CGAGCGCAGGCGUAUUUUGUCGCCCGGGUCCGGAACGGCGGUGUCUCUUGUGUUCGUUGUCUCGGUGCUUCACGUUCUGCUGGGGUAGGAGGAGAGACCCGCGGAGGGAGGCGAGGUGGCGGCGGCGGCGGCGCGGACGGGAGAAGCCAAGGGAAGGCCGCGCAUUGUCUGUUUUUUUUUCUGGGUUGGGAAGGGUGGGGGGCUAGAAGAGGAUGAGCUGGCUCUUCCACUACUCCAAAGCGGGUAGCGGUGGCGGGGCCGCCGCCUCCGCCACCACCUCUUCCUCCUCUUCCGCCGGCGGAGUAGCGUUGCCUUCGACUCUCACCAGCCUCCAGCAACAGCGGCAGCGGCAGAUCGAGUCCCUGCGCAGCGCCCAUGCAGCUAUAGCUGAAAUACAAAAAGAUGUGGAAUAUCGGUUGCCCUUCACUGUAAAUAACCUGACAAUUAAUAUAAAUAUCUUGCUUCCUCCUCAGUUUCCUCAGGACAAGCCAGUCAUCAGUGUUUUCCCUCCAAUACGGCAUCAUAUAAUUGACAAGCAAGGAGCCUAUGUGACUUCUCCAUUAAUUAAUAGUUUUACAAUGCACUCUGACCUUGGCAAAAUUGUUCAAAGUAUACUUGAUGAAUUUUGGAAAAAUCCUCCGGUCUUGGCUCCCAGCACAACAACAUUCCCAUACCUUUACAGCAAGCCAACUGGAAUUCCUACAUAUGGUCAGAAUUUUCCAUUUCUUUCUGCAUAUCUGCCACAAGAAACAAAUAGGCCUGUAGCAUCUGUACCCCUUGCAGAAUCACUUUCUUCAGGGUAUAGUACAGACAGACCUGCAGCUCCUUCCUUUGGCAUGAUAACUGACUUGCCGUUACCUGUUCCAACAACAGAAGCACUAUCACAGGGAAAUCAAAAUGGAUUUGGGUACAAAAUGCCUGAUGUUCCAGAUGUAUUUCCAGAACUAUCAGAACUAAGCAUAUCACAGCUGACAGACAUGAAUGAACAAGAAGAUAUUCUGCUAGAACAAUUUGUUAAUCUGCCCCAAUUAAAGCAUAUAAUUAAUGAUAAAGAUGAUUUAGUGAAAAGUAUUGAAGAACUAGCAAAAAAAAAUUUAUUAUUGGAACCAAGCUUGGAAUCAAAAAGACAAACAAUACUAGAUAAAUACGAACAACUGAUUCAUUUCAAAACCACAUUUGAAAAGAAAGUACAAAGGCAGCAUGAACUUAGUGAGAGUUGCAGUGCAAGUGCCCUGCAGGCAAGAUUGAAAGUGGCUGCCCAUGAAGCUGAAGAGGAGUCUGACACUAUUGCAGAAGACUUUCUGGAAGGGAAAACAGAAAUAGACGAUUUUGUUAGUAGUUUCAUGGAGAAAAGAACAAUUUGCCACUGUAGAAGAGCCAAAGAAGAAAAACUACAACAGGCAAUAGCAAUGCGUGGCCAAUUUCAUGCUCCAUUAUAGAAUUUUUUUCCAGCUAAUUAGAAUUUAAGGCAACAAAUCCAGCAAAGCACAUUUUCAUAGAUCUAUUAUUUUGCAAAUAAGCAUUUCAUUAUGGUUGUAUUUAUAGAAAAAACUGUAUAUAGAGCUGGGGGUGAUUUUUUGUACAAAUUAGAGUGUCUUUCUAUUCUUAUUUUAUUCAAAAUGUACUUCUACUGCAAUUUUUGCACUAAUAUUUCUUGUUAUUGAUACCCUUAUCAUAUUUAAUUUCAUGCUGCUGUCUCUACCACCUUUAUAGAUUAAAUAUUUCAACAUGUAAUUUUGACUAGAUUUAUAAAUUUUAUACAGCAUAAUCCAUAACUUUCUUAUUAAAUACUGACUGGUUUGUUUGAGAGGCAUAGAAAUGUUGGUUGGCUAAAGUAAGUUACAAGUAAAAUAAGGUAGAUUUUUUUCAUCUGGCUUUACCAGAAUGCACCAGAAUUCAAUUUCUUGAAAUCAGGUUUUCACCCAUUUUUGUAUCAUGUCACUAAAUAGAGUUCAAGUACUUAACUAUACACUACAGCAAUCAGACUUGAAUAGCUAAGAAACUGAAGAGCUAAAAGUUUUAAACACCCCUUCAAACUUUUCGAGAAAAUCAAUAUGAUUUAUGUAGAAUCCUUUCUUUUAAUUUUGCCACUCAUUGCUUUGGGAAGUAUCCUACCUCAAGCCUCAAAUGGAGAUAGGCAUAAUUCUCUCCAAUUCUUGUAUCUUAUUUUCUUAUUUGUGUUGAAGCAAAUGAAUGGGUAUAUUGUAUAAGUGCUUGGUAUUCCUACAUUUGCUUUAUUUCCUGAUCUCUGUACUCUUUUGCCUGAGUGUGUCCAUGUGUUCAUAUAAGCACUUUUGAAACCACGAAGGAAAAAAUAACUAUCUAGUAUAUAUAUUACCAACAAUUAUAUUAUUUAGUUCCAAUAGAAUUAACUCAAACCCUCAUCUCUCAUUCCCUGCAUCAGACAUAAAAUAUCAAGUUUAUUCACCUGUUCAGUAUUAUGUUGGCAAAAUGUAGUGAAAUAACUGCAGUCCUAGAUCACUCUUCUACAGAGGUAAAAUUGAAGUUAUCCUACACUAAAAAUACAACCAAAGAAUUUUAUUUUCAUAUAAAAAUAGUUUAAUUUUAUGUCUUGCAUGUUUAUAAGAACUCAAAAUGUUUUUAGGAUAAUUAAUUCUUUUUUUUUUCUUUAGAUAAUUGGCAAAAAUCUAUAAAUGACAAUAUUGCAGAAAACUAAGUCUUAGGAGUGUACAUUCAUGACUUGUUUUUUUUUUCCUUUCAUUGCUUAAAUAAAUUGCAUUUUCUUGAACAAUUUAUAGGGCUUCUCUCCAAAAAGGUUCAAUAUUGGUAUUUGCAUUUUUAAAGCAGAAUAUUCAAUUCUGCAUAUGGAAAAGUAUCUGUAGAGUUCAACUUUAUAUACUUUGGGACGUACUGAUAACUUUUGAGACUUAAACUGGAAAUAAAUACAUUUGGUGGAACAAAUACUAUUGCUUAUAUGUAU
Molecule: messenger RNA, 2941 nt
Organism: Pseudonaja textilis
Lineage: Eukaryota; Metazoa; Chordata; Lepidosauria; Squamata; Elapidae
Gene: VPS37A
Product: VPS37A subunit of ESCRT-I
Biological process (GO): ubiquitin-dependent protein catabolic process via the multivesicular body sorting pathway; protein targeting to vacuole; protein targeting to membrane
Cellular component (GO): ESCRT I complex
Source: RefSeq, a predicted model, not a curated record